AGGGAGGAUAAGAGGGAGGGGCCAUAUGUGAACAGGGAGACUUCAUCGUGCAGCAAAGCUGGCUGGGCUAUUGAGUCAGUUCAUACAUGAGGACAGGAGCAGCAUCCUUCCUGGCAGACCCCGAAGCUCCACAUCAAUGCCAUUGAGCCACAUGGCUCUGAGAUACACAGGCCAGUUGGGAAGGAGAGAUCAAGAAGAGAGCAGUAUAUAGGACCACAGGUCAGACACUGGAUGACCAAGGCCCUAUGGAGUCUCAGUGCUCAGAGGAGGGCUCACACCCUGGAAUCUUUACAGCAGAGCUGGGAGACCAGCCACAACUUAUCUCUCCAUCUGGGUGCUGGUACUGCCUGCGACGCGGAUGUGUGGUGCUUGGAGCCCUGGGGCUGCUGGCUGGAGCGAGUGUCGGCUCAUGGUUUCUAGUUCUGUACCUGUGGCCAGCUGCCUUCCCGCCAAUUUCUGGGACCCUGCAGGAAGAGGAGAUGACUCUGAACUGCUCAGGGGCCAGUAGUGAGGAAGGCCUGCUUCCUUCGCUUCCCAAAGCAGUGUCUUUCAGAAUAAACAGGGAAGACUUCUUGCUGGAAGUGAAGGUGAGGUCUUGGCCAGACUGGCUCCUCGUCUGCCAUGAGGGCUGGAACCCUGCCCUGGGGGCACGCAUCUGCCGGAGUCUUGGGCAUCUCAGACUCACUCAGCACAAGGCUGUGAACCUGUCUGACAUCAAGAUCAUCAGCUCCCAGAAGUUUGCUCAGCUGUCUGCCAGACUGGGAGGCCUUCUGGAGGAGGUGUGGCAGCCCAGGGACAACUGCAUUUCCGGCCGAAUUGUUUCCCUCAAAUGCUCUGAAUGUGGGGAAAGGCCGGUGGCUUCCCGGAUAGUUGGUGGGCAGGCUGUGGCUCCUGGGCGCUGGCCAUGGCAAGCUAGCGUGGCCCUUGGCUCCCGGCACACAUGUGGAGGCUCUGUGCUGGCCCCCCACUGGGUGGUCACUGCUGCCCAUUGCAUGUAUAGUUUCAGGCUGUCUCGCCUGUCCAGUUGGCGGGUUCACACAGGGCUGGUGAGCCACAGCGCUGUCCAGCCGCACCAAGGGGCCAUGGUGGAGAAGAUCAUCCCCCACCCUUUCUACAGUGCCCAGAACCACGACUACGAUGUUGCUCUUCUGAGGCUCAGGACACCACUCAACUUCUCAGACACCGUGGGCGCCGUGUGCCUGCCGGCUGAGGAACAGCAUCUCCCGAGGGGCUUGCAGUGCUGGGUGUCUGGCUGGGGCCACACCGACCCCAGCCAUACCCACAGCUCGGACAUGCUGCAGGACACAGUGGUACCCCUGCUCAGUACCCAGCUCUGUAACAGCUCAUGCAUGUACAGUGGAGGCCUCACACACCGCAUGCUGUGUGCCGGCUACCUGGACGGGAGGGCUGAUGCGUGCCAGGGAGACAGCGGGGGUCCCCUGGUGUGCCCCGAUGAGGGAACAUGGCAUCUGGUGGGGGUAGUCAGCUGGGGUCGUGGCUGCGCAGAGCCCAAUCAUCCAGGAGUCUAUGCCAAGGUAGCGGAGUUCCUGGACUGGAUCCAUGACACGGUUCAGCCUCAUGUCUCCUGGGCUCUCUGGCAGGUCCACUAGCUGGAGGAAAAGCAGCCGCCUCCGCUGAUGUAGUAGAAGAUGUGGAUCUCCUACCACCACACACAGGACCGUCCCCACCACAGGCCAACGGCUGGCCCACUGGAUCUCUACCUUCAGGCUCUCACCUUAGUCCCUCUUUCUCAGCAUACACGAUCCAUGACAGGAGAGAGGCUGGGACUGGGUGGGGGAAUGGUGGAGGAGCUGGAUGAAGACUGGGAGGGAGGAGAGACCGAAGAGACUGCUGGAGGCAUCUGGGAGCUUGCCACAUACAUUUACUGGGAGGGUGUGUGGUGCCUAUAGUCUGGCUUUCUUCCUGGGGCCCUCAGGAGAGUUCAUGGCCUCCCUAGAGUAUCUCCUUGCUCAGGAGCUCCUGGGCAGAUGGGAUCGAUGCUGGGCCAGUUCAGGCGAAGCCCAUGGCAGUCAGAUCCUCCUCACUGCCCCGCGCAUCCUGUUCUGAUCUGGCUUUGGGGGUCUUGCACGAGGCAGGGGACUGUCAGACAAGGAGGCUGUAGUUGGACUAGAGCACUGGUUUUAUAAUGAUGGCUCUGUGAACUGGUCAAAAGUGUUCUGACAUUAAAUUGAAGUCAUGUA
Jaculus jaculus (lesser Egyptian jerboa) is the source of this 2201-nucleotide messenger RNA. RefSeq names its product transmembrane serine protease 5 (gene Tmprss5). The transcript has 14 exons. Lineage: Eukaryota; Metazoa; Chordata; Mammalia; Rodentia; Dipodidae. Gene Ontology annotation, biological process: proteolysis. The record is from RefSeq and is a predicted model, not a curated record. The coding region runs from base 246 to 1610 and encodes 454 amino acids. Gene Ontology annotation, molecular function: serine-type endopeptidase activity. Gene Ontology annotation, cellular component: plasma membrane.